Molecule: messenger RNA, 1659 nt
Organism: Oncorhynchus keta (chum salmon)
Lineage: Eukaryota; Metazoa; Chordata; Actinopteri; Salmoniformes; Salmonidae
Product: small integral membrane protein 13-like
Exons: 2
Coding region: 480-746 (88 amino acids)
Source: RefSeq, a predicted model, not a curated record
CUAUUGUACCCAAAAUGCAACGCGUAUCUUAAGCCUACCGCGCAUGCUCAUUUCCACCACCGAUUUUGUAAUAUCUACUUUCUUUUCCAAAUGUAAUCGUUCAGGUUGCAAUGAUGCAGCUAGAUAUGAACUGUACUUUAUCCGUCCAUGAUUUUGGCACUGCAAACCGAUGUUGACAUUUUUGCAUGCGGCGAGACCGUAUCACUCAGCAACGAGGGAUUUAUUUUCCUUCGCCGCAGUAGCUAGUUUAGGUGACGUUAUUCUCCACUAAUGUUGAAAGCAAGGAAUUAUGUUGUAACGUUAUUUCUGUGGCAAACAACAGUUGUAAACUGUCUGUCAGUGUCAGUCUGGUGAAUGAGUUAAUGGACUGAACGGUAAAGCGAAUUGGGGAGUUAACGUAGCUGUCAGCAACUUUGAUUUUGUAACGCCGUCGCUAACUAGAAGCUAGCUGGCUAGUUAGCCCUUACAAGAAGACAAACAUGUGGCAAAGCGUUGGUCUAACUGUGCUGGUUAUUGUGGCCACCCUUGUGUGUGCGUUGCUCUUCAUGGUGUUUGGUUGGUAUGUUGUCUGGCAGCUCUUUCUGUCCAAGUUCAAGUUCCUGCGUGAGAUGUUGGGCGACACCGGAUCUCCACAGACAGAGACCCAGCCGUCCGAAUCAAAGAGCAAGCAUACCUCUCCUCCAACCCAACGCCAGAGGCUCAAGACUGCCCGCCAGAGGGUCAUUCCUCCUGAAAACACUACAUAAUAAUAUAUGCCAUUUAGCAGACGCUUUUAUCCAAAGCGACUUACAGUCAUGUGUGCAUACAUUCUACGUAUGGGUGGUCCCGGGAAUCGAACCCACUACCCUGGCGUUACAAGCGCCAUGCUCUACCAACAAGCGCCAUGCUCUACCAACUGAGCUACAGAAGGACCAUAUAUUAUUAUAUUAUUAUUAUUAUAUAUUAUAUUAUAAAACACUACAUAGAUGACCACACCCAUCUGCUAUCAGUCUCACCCAGUCCCCUAUUCACCAACCCUCGUCACUCUAGGAAACCGUGGUGGACAAAAUGAAACCCCUUACUAAAUGGCAUGAUGUCGAAUGUCAUACUAUUCCCAUGUCCAUGCAUACUACUCCCCUUUCCACUACCAUACAACGUCCUCGUCGUAGACACUUGAUGCUCUACUUUUCUCUCCUGGACACUCUUACGAGACUACGUAUAGCUACUGAUGUUAUAAAGGCACAAGCCAUCAAAUCAUGGGACAUUCUGUGUACAACUUGUUCACGUUUCAAAUAUGUAUUUUAGCUGUUCACAGUAUAUGUACUGAGCAGCACAUCCAGUCUCUUCACUUGGCCUUAACUGACACUGCAACAUGGUCAGCUCUGACUGGCUGACACUGCAAUAUGGUCAGCUCCCACUGGCUGUCAUGCUGCUAACACCUGCACAGGGAAUCGCUGCUACACCUGCACAGGGAAUCUGUUUCUCCAUGAUCACACAAGUGAAUUCUCUGUCAUGACUGUGUAUGUGCGUUUUGAGAGUUUGUUUAUUUGAACAUGUUUUUGUAGCAAAGCCUAUACUCUGACAAACCUAGACAAACUGUUGUAUAAAACAGGCUCAUUUGUUAGCAUUUGCUUUCAGAAGCAAAACAACUGCUAGAAGAAAUAAAACGGAAUGAAACUA